AGUGAAGGGAAUAGACCCCAGGUAUAGAGUGAAGGGAAUAGACCCCAUGUAUAGAGUGAAGGGAAUAGACCCCAUCUAUAGAGUGAAGGGAAUAGACCCCAUCUAUAGAGUGAAGGGAAUAGACCCCAUCUAUAGAGUGAAGGGAAUAGACCCCAUCUAUAGAGUGAAGGGACUGGAACCCCAUAUUAGAGUGAAGGGAAUAGACCCCAUCUAUAGAGUGAAGGGAAUAGACCCCAGGUAUAGAGUGAAGGGAAUGGACCCCAUGUAUAGAGUGAAGGGAAUAGACCCCAUCUAUAGAGUGAAGGGAAUAGACCCCAGCUAUAGAGUGAAGGGAAUGGACCCCAUGUAUAGAGUGAAGGGAAUAUACCCCAGCUAUAGAGUGAAGGGAAUAGACCCCAGGUAUAGAGUGAAGGGAAUGGACCCCAUGUAUAGAGUGAAGGGAAUAGACCCCAUCUAUAGAGUGAAGGGAAUAGACCCCAUCUAUAGAGUGAAGGGAAUAGACCCCAGCUAUAGAGUGAAGGGAAUAGACCCCAGCUAUAGAGUGAAGGGAAUAGACCCCAGGUAUAGAGUGAAGGGAAUGGACCCCAUGUAUAGAGUGAAGGGAAUAGACCCCAGCUAUAGAGUGAAGGGAAUAGACCCCAGGUAUAGAGUGAAGGGAAUAGACCCCAUCUAUAGAGUGAAGGGAAUAGACCCCAUCUAUUAUAGAGUGAAGGGAGGGAAUAGACCCCAUUAUAGAGUGAAGGAAUAGACCCCAUCAUUAGAUUGAGGAAUAGACCCCAUCUAUAGAGUGAAGGGAAUAGACCCCAUCUAUAGAUGUGAAGGGGAAUAGACCCCAGUAUAGAGUGAAGGGAAUAGACCCAAUCUAUAGAGUUGAAAGGGAAUAGACCCAGAUAUAGAGUGAAGGGAAUAGACCCAGCUUUAUAGAGUGAAGGGAAUGGGAACCCCAUCGUAUAGAGUGAAGGAAGAGACCCCAUCUAUAGAUGAAGGAAUGGACCCAUGUAUAGAGUAAGGGAACUAGACCCCAUCUAUAGAGUGAAGGGGAAUAGACCCCAUUUAUGUGUGAAGGGAAUAGGACCCCAUAUAUAGAGUGACGGGGGAAAUAGACCCCAGCUAUAGAGUGAAGGGAAUAGACCCAAGCUAUGAGUGAAGGGAGGAAAUGGACACAUUGUUAUAGAGUGACGGGAAUAAGACCCAUCUAUAGAGUGAGGGAUAGGACCCCAGAUAUAGAGUGAGGGAAUAGACCCCAGGUAUAGGUGAAGGGAAAGACACCAGCUAUAGAGUGAAGGAAAUAGGACCCAGGUAUAGAGGGAAGGGCAAGACCCAAUCUAGAGAGUAAGGAAAGACACCAUCUAGUAGAGUGAAGGGAAUAGACCCUCUAUAGAGUAAGGGAAUUAGGGACCCAGCUUAUAGAGUUGAAGGGAAUAGACCCAGCUAUAGAGUGAAGGGAAUAGACCCCAUCUAUAAGAGUGAAGGGAAUAGACCCCAUCUUAUAGAGUGAAGGGAAUAGACCCCAUAUAUAGAGUGAAGGGAAUAGACCACAGAUAUAAGUGAGGAAUAGACCAGCUGAUAGAGUGGCAGGGAAUAGACCCCAGCUAAGAGUUGAAGGAAAUAAGACCCCAGCUAUAGAGUGAAGGAAUAGACCCCAUGUAUAGAGUGAAGGAAGACACACAUCUAUAGAGUGAAGGGAAUAGACCCAUACUAUAGAGGGAAGGGAAUAGACCCCCGCUAUAGAGUGAAGGGAAAGGACCCCAGAUAUAGAGUGAAGGGCAUAGACCACAUCAUAGAGUGAAGGGAAUAGGGACCCCAUCUAUAGGUGGAAGGGAAUAGACCCCAGCUAUAGAGGGAAGGGAAAGGACCACAGCUUCGAGUGAAGGGAAUGGACCCCUGUAUAGAGUUGAAGGGACUAGGACCCCAUCUAAGCAGGAAGGGGGAAUAGGACCCCAUCUAUAGAGUGAAGGGAAUAGACCCAUCUAUAGAGUUGAAGGGAAAUAGACCCCCAAUCUAUAGAGUGAAGGGGAAUAGCCCCAGGAUAGAGUGAAGGGGAAGAGACCCAAGGUUAUAGAGUGAAGGGAAUAGACCCCAUCUAUAGAGUGAAGGGAAUAGACCAUAUAUAGAGUGAGGGAAUAAGCCACAUCUAUAGAGUGAAGGAUAGACCCCAUAUAUAGAGGGGAAGGGAAACAUAGGACCCCAAUUCGAUAGAGUGAAGGAAUGGACCCCAUCUAUGAGUGAAGGGAAUAGACCCCCAUCUAUAGAGGAGGGAAUAGACCCCAGGUAUAGAGUGAAGGGAAGGACACCAUGUAUAGAGGAAGGGAAUAGGACCCAAUCAUAGAGUAGUGAAGGGAAAUAGACCCCAGCUAUAGAAGUGAAGGGAAUGGGACCCCAUGUAUAGAGUGAAGGGGAAAUGACCCCAGCGAGGAGAUGAAGGUGAAUCGACCCAAGGUAUAGAGGUGAAGGGAAUAGACCCCAGGUAUAGAGUGAAGGUAAUAGCCCCAGGUGCAGGUAAGAAGUGAAGGGAAUGACCCCCUGUAUAGAGUUGAAUGAAGGGAUAGACCCCACUAUAAGUGAAGGGGAAUAGACCCCAUCUAUAGAGUGAAGGAAUAGGACCCCAGUCUAUAAGGAAGGGAGAAUAGGACCCAACUAUAGAGUGAGGGGAAUAGAACAAAGGUAUAGAGUGAAGGGAAUGGACCCCCCCCAUUUUUUGCUAUAGAGUGAAGGGGAAUGGACGCCCCAGCUAUAGAGUGAAGGGAAUAGACCCCAGGUAUAGAGUGAAGGGAAUAGACCCCAUCUAUAGAGUGAAGGGAAUGGACCCCAUGUAUAGAGUGAAGGGAAUAGCCCCAUUAUAGAGGAGGGAAUAGACCCAUCUAUAGAGUGAAGGGGAAUAGACCCCAUCAUAGAGUGAAGGGAAUAGACCCCAGCUAUAGAGUGAAGGGAAUAGACCCCAGCUAUAGAGUGAAGGGAAUGGACACCAUGUAUAGAGUGAAGGGAAUAGACCCCAUCUAUAGAGUGAAGGGAAUGGACACCAUGUAUGAGUGAGGGAAUAGACCAAUCAUAGAGUGAAGGGGAAUAGACCCCAUCUAGAGCUGUGAAGGGAAUAGACCCCACUAUAGGAGUUGAAGGAAUAGACCCCCCAGCUAUUAGAGUGAAGGGCUAGGACCCCAGCUAUGGAGUGAAGGAAUGGACCACAUGUAUAGAUGUGAGGAAUAGACUCAUCUAUAGAGUGAAGGGAAAGGCCCAAUCAUAGAGUGAGGGAAUUCGAACCCAGGUAUAGAGUGGAAGGGAAUAGACCCCAGCUAUAGAGUGAAAGGGAAUAGGACCCCAGUAUAGAGUGAGAAGAAUGGCACCCCAUGUAUAGAGUGAAGGGAAUAGACCCCAUCUAUAGAGUGAAGGGAAUAGUCCCCAAGCAUAGAGUGAAGGAAAGACCCCAGGUAUAGAGUGAAGGGAAUAGACCCCAUCUAGAGAGUGAAGGAAUUAGACCCAUCUAUAGAGGGAAGGGAAUAGACCCCAUCUAUAGCGUGAAGGGAAUAGACCCCAUGUAUAGAGUGAAGGGAAUAGACCCCAUCAUAGAGUGAAGGGAAUUAGGACCCAGCUAUAGAGUGAAGGGAAUAGGACCCCAUCUAUAGAGUGAAGGGAAUAGAACCAGCUAUUAGAGUGAAGGAAUAGACCCCAGCUAUAGAGUGAAGGGAAUAGGACCCCCGGUAGUAGAGUGAAGGAAUGGAACCCAUGUAUAGAGUGAAGGGAAUAGACCCCAGCUAUGAGUGACGGGAAUAGACCCCAGGGAUUAGAGUGAAGGGAAUAGGACCCAUCUAUAGAGUGAGGGAAAUGGACCCCAUGUAUAGAGUGAAGGGCAUAGACCCAAUCUAUAGAUGAAGGGAAUAGACCCCCAUCUAUAGAUGAAGGGAAUAGACCCCAAUAUAGAGUGAGGGAAUAGACCCAGCUAUAGAUGAAGGAUAGACCCCAGCUAUCGAGUGAAGGAAUGGACCACCUGUAUAGAGUGAAGGGAAUAGACCCCAUCUAUAGAGUGAAAGGGAAUGGACCCAAUGGAUUAUAGCGUGAAGGGAAUAGAACCAAUCUAUAGAGUGAAGGGAAAUAGACCCCCAUCUAUAGAGUGAAGGGAAUCUUUUUUUUUUUUUUUGACCCAUCUAUAGAGUGAAGGGCAAUAGACCCCAAGCAUAUAGAGUGAGGGAAUAGACCCAUGCUAUAGGAGUGAAGGGAAUAGACCCCAGCUAUAGAGUGAAGGGAAUAGACCCCAGCUAUAGAGUGAAGGGAAUGGACCCCAUCUAUAGAGUGAAGGGAAUAGACCCCAUCUAUAGAGUGAAGGGAAUAGACCCCAGGUAUAGAGUGAAGGGAAUAGACCCCAGCUAUAGAGUGAAGGGAAUAGACCCCAGGUAUAGAGUGAAGGGAAUAGACCCCAUCUAUAGAGUGAAGGGAAUAGACCCCAUCUAUAGAGUGAAGGAAUAAGAACCCAAUCUAUAGAGUGAAGGAAUAGACCCCAGCGUAGAGUGAAGGGAAUAGACCCCAGCUAUAGAGUGAAGGGAAUAGACCCCAGCUAUAGAGUGAAGGGAAUAGACCCCAUCUAUAGAGUGAAGGGAAUAGACCCCAUCUAUAGAGUGAAGGGAAUAGACCCCAGCUAUAGAGUGAAGGGAAUAGACCCCAGCUAUAGAGUGAAGGGAAUAGACCCCAGCUAUAGAGUGAAGGGAAUAGACCCCAGCUAUAGAGUGCAAGGGAGAAUGGACCCCAGUAUUAUAGAGUGAAGGGAAUAGACCCCAUCUAUAGAGGAAGGGAAUAGACCCAGCUAUAAGUGAAGGGAUGACCCAGGUAUAUGAGUGAAGGGAAUAGACAUAGACCCCUCUAUAGGUGAAGGGAAUAGACCCAUCUAUAGAGUGAAGGAUAGGACACCACUUAUAGCGUGAGGGAAUAGACCCCAUCAUAGCGUGAAGGAAUAGAAACCCAUCUAUAGAGUGAAGGAUAGACCCCAGCUUAGAUGAAGGGAAUAGACCCCCCAGUAUAGGAGUGAGGGAAUAGACCCCAGGCUAUAGAGUGAAGGGAAUACGACCCCAGCUAUAGAGUGCAAGGGAAUGGACACCAUGUAUAGAGUGAAGGUGGAAUAGACCCCAUCUAUAGAGUGAAGGGAAUAGACCCCAGCUAUAGAGUGAAGGGAAUAGACCCCAUCUAUAGAGUGAAGGGAAUAGACCCCAUCUAUAGAGUGAAGGGAAUAGACCCCAUCUAUAGAGUGAAGGGAAUAGACCCCAUCUAUAGAGUGAAGGGAAUAGACCCCAGCUAUAGAGUGAAGGGAAUAGACCCCAGUAUAGAGUGAAGGGAAUAGACCCCAGCUAUAGAGUGAAGGGAAUAGACCCCAGCUAUAGAGUGAAGGGAAUAAGACCCAGCUAUAGGAGUGAGGAAUAGACCCAUCAUAGAGUGAAGGGAAUAGACCCCAUCUAUAGAGUGAAGGGAAUAGACCCCAUCUAUAGAGUGAAGGGAAUAGACCCCAGGUAUAGAGUGAAGGGAAUAGACCCCAGGUAUAGAGUGAAGGGAAUAGACCCCAGGGAGAGAGUUGAAGGAAUAGACCCCAGUAUAGAGUGAAGGGGAAAUGGAACACAGCUAAAAUGUUGCCAGGCUGUGGUAGAUGAUAGUAAAGUAUCUCUCUCUGUGUCCGUGUUGCCAGGCUCUGGUAGGUGAUAAGACCCUGGCAUUCUGGCUGAUGGAUAAAGAGAUGUACACCAACAUGAGUUCCCUGAUCCCCAUGACGCCCGUCAUCGACCGAGGCAUCCAGCUCCAUAAGAUGAUCCGCCUCCUCACACACGCUCUGGGGGGAGAGGGCUACCUCAACUUCAUGGGUGAGUUGGGGGGAGAGGACUACCUCAACUUCAUGGGUGAGUUGGGGGGAGAGGACUACCUCAACUUC
Molecule: messenger RNA, 5902 nt
Organism: Coregonus sp. 'balchen'
Lineage: Eukaryota; Metazoa; Chordata; Actinopteri; Salmoniformes; Salmonidae
Source: the annotation of a GenBank genome assembly